UACACACAUCUCACAAACAAUAGCACGACACAUUCAUGAGCGUACCUCGAACAAAACGGAGUUAAGCGACAUUAUAACAAACGGAAAUGGUUAUUUUUCCGGACCAAUUAAUUCCGGACCCAGUUCUGCGCCGGUAAACCAGGCUUUAUCAUUAUAUGUCGGGUAAUGUAUUAACUGAGCGUGUUAUUUAUCGUGAAGGCAAUUCCUCGCCUAUUGAGAAUCGAUCACCUAUAUACAGAGACGAGCGUAUAUAUCUAUAUAUACAUAUAUAAAGACUUCUGCGGGUGGUGUUUUUCUUAAUCUUGUCCAGGUAAACAACGCCAUACCCUUACCUGUCCCUCUUACUCAUAAACACGACGGAAUGCAUUAAAUAAGCGUUGUUGCAGAUAUGUUGGCAAUGCUGUUGUUGCAACACUAUCCUUACUGUACCGCCUCUUGAGAUUACAAGCCUGCAGACAAUGAAAUGUUCUCGGAGUUCUGUUUAUAUUGCUGCAUGAGCACAGUCUACUUAAUUGUGAAAUGCUACCUGAACGAUCUUCGAUAUUUGGAAAACUGAAGACAUUGUGUCAUAUUUUGAAUUAAUACUAUCAUCAUGGAUUGUAUGGGGCACAAGUCGACUAAGUGUAAAAAGCUAAUCCGGCUCAGUCCAAAGUCCAAGAAAAAACGUGUGAAAGAAUCCAACGGCAUGGAUGGUUGUCAUAGUGCGGACCACAUUGACAAGAAGGGAAGUUACAGCCGUAAUAAACUUCCGAACGGCUUCACAGACAAAGAAAGUGAAGAACUUAAACAAGCGUUCAACCUUUUUGACAAAAACAAUGACGGGAAAAUAUCGAGUGAGGAACUCGGUUGUGUGAUGAGGAUGCUCCGGCAUAAUUAUACUCAGGAGGAUAUAGACGAUAUGAUAAAAAAUGCUGAUACCAAUGAAAAUGGCUUUGUAGAAUUCGAUGAAUUUGUAGUGUUGAUGCGACGAUGGCAUCAAAACACGGAAGUAGAUGGCGCUGCAGCAUCUUCUUCCGUUUCUUCCAUUAGCAACGAGAAACAGUUGGAAGCAUUUAAAGUAUUUGAUAUGGAUGGGAAUGGUUACAUAGAUAAACAUGAACUUCGAUACACAAUGCGAAGAUUGGGAGAAAAUCUUUCAGAAGAAGAUAUCAAAGAGAUGUUCAAGGAGGCUGACCUUAAUGGCGAUGGAAUGAUUGAUUUCAAUGAAUUUACACGGCUUCUGCAUCACUUAGUACCGGAACCUGAGUAGACCAAUCAUUUCUUCCAUAUAUAUAUAUAUAUUUAUUGCCGAUGCCAUCGAUUCCCUUAUUCUCCCUUGGUGUAACACACCGAUGUCUCCUUUUUACAUUAUGUCUCGUUCAGAAUAAAUCUGAAAAUUAUCACGUGAUUCGUUUUUACCGGAACAGGAAGUUGACAUUGAAUUCCGGAAGAAAAUAAAACAAAGAGAGAAAAGGAAUUAAGUGCUUACGUGUAGGUAAAUACAGUAGGUAUAAAAUAAUGGCUAAGGGAUUGAUGCAUCAAAACAUAUUGUCGUGAAUAUAUGCAUUGCUAAACAAACCAAGAAGAGGAUAUUCUAUUUCCCGAGAUAGUGUACCUACCUAUCAGAGUGGUCGACUGUUUCCUUCGUUCAUAUUGAAUAACAUAAUUUCACACAGUUACAAAAAAAAACGAAAACCCUAUCUGGAUAUAGCCGACAGAGGAACUAUGCUGAAUGUUGGUGUUUACAUUUGAGCAUUGUGAGGGGCUGCACUCACAGACGACUGAUUGGUUUGUUUUGAUCAGAGCAAGAGGCACUGGCUGCAUAGAAUGAGAUGAGCGUCCUGUUGAAAAUAUCCUUCAUUUUAGGCCAUUGGUGUCUAAGUUACUUAGCUGAUACACGUUGUUAUACGCGUAUACAACUGGUGUUUUAGUGGCUCAGUUGAUACACCGAUGGGGGAUUGCACAUGUGUCAAUGUGAAGGAGGGCAACAACGCUUAACGUUUUACACUGGUCGGCGGCUGGAGCAGUAAUUUGAUUCCCUUAGUAUGUCAUAUAUUGACCCACGAUCUUACGUAUCACAAUAAAGUGUGUUGCGCUGGUAUCUGAAGGAGGGAUGUUAUAGCUUCAAAACUCAUAACUCAUCAUGAGUUGUCUUAAUAUGUAAUGAGCGAAUGGAUAUAACUUUUACAUUACAACUUCUGUUUACGUUUUAAAUAACUUCAACAGAAUCUGCUUGAAACGCUUUAAUAUGCACAACAAAUUAAGAUCAUGUAUUCUUUAUUGAUCACGUGAAAAUUGUCGUUCUAUCACGUGAUUUUUUCCAUUCAUUUAAAAGACUUUUUCGUUGGAUUGAUACUAUAUGGCUACUUAUGACACUGAAACAGUUUGUAACAAAGAAUCAUAAAAGAUGUUGAUGAUACAAUCACAUUUCAGAUAUACGUUAUCCAGUGAAACUUACCUAUCCAAUCACUGAUUAUUCUGAAUUCAGGCUCAUUUGAAUAUUUUGCUGAAUUCGAAUCAAUAUAAAUUAAUUCAAUAUGGCAUCCCUGUCAGACGAAACAUGUUUAUUUUAUUGUACUCUUUCAUGGAAGAAGCUUUUCAUAAGUACUUCAAAGUAGUGAUAUGAAUAAUUGACUUAGUUGUAAGAUAAAUACAUCUUUUGUUAAAGAAUGACGUCACUUAGCGAAAUCAAGGGCUAAUAAUCCAUAUGUUGACAUACUAUAAAGAAGAUAUAUAUAUAUAUGGACUUUAUACCGGAUUUUUUAUUGUGAUACACUUACCUCUAUAAAUACUCAUUCUUUUCCCUUUGUGUAUUUGAUUUCCCCAAUUAAAGUAUAUUUCGUUUGUCAAUAUAACAUUCCAAGCAAAGAUGAUGACAGGUAGAUGUAUUAUAUACCCACCUUUUCAAUUAUAUUCUCCCUCUUUUAUUGCAAUUUUUCCUGUUGUAUAAGCGUUUCAUAUUUCGAGUUAUUUCCCUUAGUUUAAUCUAUCUGCAGAUAUUUUAUUCGGCUGCGAUAUACAAUUGUUUGAGGAAUGUUUUGUGUUGUUUGUACUAGCUUGUGGUUGUUAAAUUUCAGAUAGAUCAUGUAGUGGCUUGUUUCAGCAAAUGAUGUAAGAGCAGACACAGGAGUUGGCACCAGAUUCAAGUUUUUUUUAUUACAUUGAGUCAAUCAGCUGAUCAGUGUAAGAAAACAUACAUGUACAUAACAAACACAUGAUCUGAUGAGCUUUAACACUGAUGGCUUAUUUAGCGAUGGCGUACUGUAUUUUAUUGCUCUUAGAUAUUAGUAUAGUAAUAUAAAGUUAAAUAUCUUUGUUGCUUACUGGUGCUCUAACAGUUUUGUUUUGAUAUUUGUCAACACCGAAUCUCGAAUAAUGCACAAUUACAAAUGAAUAAAACAUUCAGUGUAAGAAAGUUUCGGUACCUGAUCAAAUACAUAUUAAACUACAAGUCUCUUUUGAUAGUUUGAAAAUUUUAUUAUUGUCUUAUGUCAGCUGAAAUUAAUGACGUUUCUCGAGAUGGAUAAGUUUUGGAUGUCGUCAACAUUUCAUGUGGACGGAUGUUGUUAUAUUCUGUGAUAAGCUGUUUUGAUUAGUUUGUUAAGAUAUCUUGUGAUUUUGUAUAGCACGAUUAAAUCGUGCUUCUUUUGUUUCAGAUAAAAUGUUUAACUCGAGGAAUUUUACCGCAUUGAUAUUAUCUUAUGAUUUAGACUCGGUAAAUUAACGAAACAAAGGGAGUCUGUCACAAUUAAACAGAUGAACUAGUAUUAUAAAUUAUAGAGUAAUAUCUAUAUAAUUUCACGAAUGAGCAUGAAUAAUACAACUUUAAAAAAAAUAUGUUAAUUAAGUAAUGACUACCUGGCAAUUCUUACUUACAAUGCUUCUGAAAAAGAAAACAGAAAUAAAACCCAUUAACAAAUAAUUAUCACCAAAAAUAAUUCAAACAAUUAUGAACAAUGCCCUAAAAUGAUCGUCUUAAGGACCGCAUAGCACAUACAGCAUAUACAGGCAAGUAAGAUUCGGAAUGAGGAAUAAUUUGUUACAAUUAUUAAAUUUAAAAGAUUAUAAAUGGAAGUUUAAAUUUCUUUAGGGCUUAAAGUAUGUAACUUUGUAAUUGUAAAAAUAUACAACGGGUUAUUCUUUUCGAUAGAUGAUAAUAACUGUUUGUCGGCGAUGUAGCACUCUUGAAAUCAUUAGGUUUUUAGAAAUGAUUGGAGUUUAACUUUCAAACAUCAUCACUAAUAAUAUAACGAAAUAUUAAAUUAACAUCUACGUCCAAUAAUGAUCAAUUUAUGAUAUCGCCAACUUCAAUUAAGCAUUAAUGUUACUAAAUACCACAGAUCAUACAACAUUGCUUCAAAACAAUUUACGUUAUAUUAACAAAAAAAAAAACAGCAAAAAAAAAAAAAAACAUCACUAGAAGGACAAAUAUUUGAUUUCGUUUCAAAAGUAAUAAUUAGAUGAUACGUUCUCUAUCGUGAACAUCGCGUAGAUUAUUGAAGAAUAUUAUUCAGCUACAUCUACAUGUAUCUCCUAGUAGAUAAAACCUUUGGCCAGUACUGUACUAUAACACCACAUCAUUUCUAGUCGUAGCAAACUAAGGUAUUUGCUUUAAUGUAGGGUAACAAUGGUAUGUUCGAAUAUUUACGCAACACACUAUAGUGAGUUUAAGUGGGGUUUUAGUUUUGAGAAUGAUCUGUGUAAGCUGCCAUAGUUAUCUAUAUCCUAGUGUGGUUAUCCUGAUAAUAUACAAAUAUAUUUGCAUGUUAUAGAGACGGAGUGUGUCUGCGCAUGCGUAUUUCGAAUGUUCGAUACAUUGUUGCUGAAGUCUCCAAUGUAUAAUGUUAGUUGUUGAUCCUAGUAGCACAAUUUAUUUUCAUAUGUAAAUAGUUGUUUGUACAAAUUCAACUUGUAUAUAGAUUUCCUACCUUGAUUAAAAUGUUGUUUAAUAAUCUUAUUAUAAAA
Messenger RNA from Pecten maximus, 4944 nucleotides. Its product is annotated as calmodulin-beta-like. The transcript is spliced from 5 exons. Gene Ontology annotation, molecular function: calcium ion binding. The record is from RefSeq and is a predicted model, not a curated record. Bases 593 to 1249 code for a protein of 218 amino acids. NCBI's taxonomy places the organism in Eukaryota, Metazoa, Mollusca, Bivalvia, Pectinida, Pectinidae.